AUGCAUGGUCUAAAUACAUCACUUUGUACCAGGUUCAGUUCCCGUAUUGUUGGUCGAUUUUUCAAAAAUAAGCCUUAUUCAUAUCCAGAAGAGAUGCUCUGCAGGCAGUUCAACUUUUUGAGUUCGGCGAUGCCUAUAAGGAGAGGCACAUCAGGUCUGCUUAGUCUGAUACGGCGAAGGCAACUAUCUACUCCCUCGGACCUCUCACAGCAAGACUACAACCGUAUCCUUUUGUCUAAGAAUCUGACUCAAAAGAACACAAGUACGCUCAACGAAUUUAUGAGAUGUCUGGUGUUCAACGAGGAUGGAAACCUCGUGGAUGUUGCUUCAGACAUCAAGAAGUCUGACCUGAUAGUCAAGCACGAUCUUUUACCGAGGGACCUACGAAAAAUAGACAAAGGUUACGACGAUAUCGUUCCAUCGAUUCUGGUGCGGCCUCAAUCAAUUCUACUGAGUCUUUUGAAUAUCCGCGCCCUAGUCAAGGCGGAUUCGGUGGUGCUGUUCAACCACAGAGCAGCAGACUCUACGGCAACACAGCUCUUCGUUUUGGAUCUUGAGUCGAAACUCAAAACUCCAACUGCGGUGGCAUGUCUUCCGUACGAGAUCCGGGCUCUGGAGGCGAUAUUCAUAUCUGUGAUGGGGAACCUUCAUUCCGAAAUGAAAGUUCAUACCACCGUCGUUAAAGGAGUUCUCCAAGAAUUGGAGGACCAUAUCGACAGGGCCAAGCUCAAGUACCUGCUGAUCGAGUCAAAAAAAUUAACCCAGUUUCACCAGAAGGCUACGUUGAUUAGAAACCUUCUGGAUGAACUCUUAGACGAUGAUGAGAUUCUUUGCGACCUCUAUCUCUCGGACCGCGCGGCCGGGAGGCCUCGUCAAGGAGCCGAUCAUCAAGAGGUGGAGUUUCUGCUUGAGUCGUAUCUCAAACAUUCGGACGAGAUCGUCCAGACAGUUGAAUCUUACAUAUCGGAUAUUAAAACGACUGAGGAAAUUAUCAACAUCAUUCUUGACUCUAACCGGAACCAAUUGAUGUUGCUUGGACUGCGGUAUUCGGCAGGACUGCUCAGUUUCGGUUUCAUGCUGUAUCUCGCUGCUGUUUAUGGAAUGAACCUCGAGAACUUUAUCGAGGAGAAGGACUUUUGGUUCUGGAUUGUUACUUUGGGAUCCACUGCAGCUGCUGUAUUUGUUUUUGUGUUUUCCAUUAAAAAGUUGAACAGAUUACAGAAGAUUACUAUGGUUGGAGAUGGUGUUAGGUCUCCAAUGACGACAAAUUUUAGGAAAUAG
Molecule: messenger RNA, 1281 nt
Organism: Kuraishia capsulata CBS 1993
Lineage: Eukaryota; Fungi; Ascomycota; Pichiomycetes; Pichiales; Pichiaceae
Exons: 1
Coding region: 1-1281 (426 amino acids)
Biological process (GO): mitochondrial magnesium ion transmembrane transport
Cellular component (GO): mitochondrial inner membrane
Molecular function (GO): magnesium ion transmembrane transporter activity
Source: RefSeq, a predicted model, not a curated record